AUGGCCAGCGCAGCGACACAUUACCCUCACGGGGAUGUCCAUGAUGAUGAAUCGAUUCUUGAUGAUGAUGACCGUCGCGCGCCGCAGAACACUAUCGAUGAGACGGUUUGGGCGACGCUGUCCCGCGACCUUCUUGCGGUCUGGGAGAAACUGCGUCAGGUCCUGUGGCCCAAGUACUUGCUGGGCGGAAUGCUGCAGCGUGGUGGAGGCGGUAUGGGUGCCGCCGAGCGAGGAGAAGCCACUGGAUUUGGCGGUGGUAUGAGAAACAUGAUCGGACGCUGGCCGGAUGCCGACACUGUCUUGCAAGGUGGAAUGAGUGAAGGGCUACGUGAUUGGGACCUUUGGUGCGUGGUCUUUACUCCCGGCCUGCUUCACUGCAUGUGGAUUGCGCUGACAAGUCUUACUUCGUUAUGGCAGGGGCCCUCUUAUUUUCUGCUUGCUGUUGAUUCCUUCUUCCAGUCCGUCUGCAUCAUCGGCUACACGCUGUUCCCUUUGGUCAUUGCGGCUCUCCUCAGCGCCUUGGGCUUGCCGACCAUUGCACGGAUACCGGUCUAUCUCGUCCUGGUCGCAUGGUCUUUGGCCGCCGGCGUGAGCAUCCUGGGCGGCUCGGGAGUUGUCCGGAACCGGGUCGGUAUCGCGGUCUAUCCGCUGUUCGUGUUCUACAUUGCAAUCGGAUGUCUCUGUUUCAUCAGCUAG
Aspergillus terreus NIH2624 is the source of this 696-nucleotide messenger RNA. RefSeq names its product Yip1 domain protein. The transcript has 3 exons. Gene Ontology annotation, biological process: endoplasmic reticulum to Golgi vesicle-mediated transport. NCBI's taxonomy places the organism in Eukaryota, Fungi, Ascomycota, Eurotiomycetes, Eurotiales, Aspergillaceae. Gene Ontology annotation, cellular component: trans-Golgi network. The coding region runs from base 1 to 696 and encodes 231 amino acids. The record is from RefSeq and is a predicted model, not a curated record.